Molecule: messenger RNA, 2874 nt
Organism: Acanthosepion pharaonis
Lineage: Eukaryota; Metazoa; Mollusca; Cephalopoda; Sepiida; Sepiidae
Source: the annotation of a GenBank genome assembly
AUGCUAUCUAUGCACUGUCGUCCCAUUCCCAGUUUCCUUACGGUCUGUCCAAAUCUAAUGGCACUGGUGAUUAUAACGUCUCUAUUAUCAUCUAUUCGAGCAUCUCUGGAAAAGAAACAUUUUUUUUUUUUUAAGAGUCGAGGCUUUUGUUUCUUUUCUUUUUCUUUUUCUUUUCUUUUUUCUUUUUCUUUUCCUUUUCAUUUCUUGUCUUUUUUCUUUCUUUUCCCUUUUAUUUUCUUUUUUCUUUUCUUUUUUCUUUUUCUUUCUUUUUUUUCUUUCUUUUCUUCUUUCUUUUCUUUUUCCUUUUCUUUUUUUCUUUCUUUUUUUCUAGCUUUUGUUUCUUUUCUUUUUUCUUUUUCAUUUUUUGUCUUUUUUCUUUCUUUUCCCUUUUCUUUUCUUUUUUCUUUUUCUUUUCUUUUUUCUUUUUCUUUUCUUUUUCAUUUCUUGUCUUUUUUCUUUCUUUUCCCUUUUCUUUUCUUUUUUCUUUUUCUUUUCUUUUUUCUUUUUCUUUUCUUUUUCAUUUCUUGUCUUUUUUCUUUCUUUUCCCUUUUCUUUUCUUUUUUCUUUUUCUUUUCUUUUUUCUUUUUCUUUUCUUUUUCAUUUCUUGUCUUUUUUCUUUCUUUUCCCUUUUCUUUUCCCUUUCUUUCUUUUCCCUUUUCUUUUCUUUUUUAUCUUUUCUUUUUUCUUUUUCUUUUCUUUUUUAUAUUUUCUUUUUUUUUUUUUUUUUCUUUUUCUUUUCUUUUUUCUUUUCUUUUUCUUUCUUUUCUUCUUUUUUUUUCCUUUUCUUUUUCUUUCUUUUUUCUAAUUAAUUCCUUUUGUUUUGUUUGGGGUUUUUUACUUCCAUUUUUUUUCUUUUCUUUUUUAUAUCUUUUCUUUUUUUAUCUUUUCUUUUUUCAAUACGAUUCCUUUGGCUCGAGAUCGUUUCAUUUUCUAUCUAUCUAUCUAUCUAUCUAUCUAUCUAUCUAUCUAUCUAUCUAUCUCCCUGUAGGUGUAAUUCGCGCUGGUUGCAUCUAUCUAUCUAUCUAUCUAUCUAUCUAUCUAUCUAUCUAUCUAUCUAUCUAUCGUGUGUUGGCUUCUAUAAUUAAUUUAGAGAUCGACUCUUUCUCUCUCUCUCUCUCUCUCUCUCUCUCUGGAGAUGCCACGUGUCAGCCAGGACCCCAGUUCGCGCUCUGCAAGCCGAACAACCCGCGCCUCUUCCUCCCGUAUCUGUCGCGGACAUACUUUCCUUUUCUUUUUCUUAUUUUCUUUUCUCUUCUUUUUCUGUUUCUUUCCUUCCUUUUCUUUUUCCUUUUUCUGUUGUCUUUUUUUUUUUUCAUUUUUCUUAAAUUUCCUUACAUUGCAUUUUUCCUUCUUUUGCCCACUUCUUUCUUUAUCAUGUUUUCCGACAUUUUUUUCUGUUGCAUAUUUUACAAGAAGAUAAAAAAAACCUUCCUUUCUUUUGUCUUUUAUCUUUUAUCUACAUUUCUUCUUCUAUUCACUGCCUUUUCUCCUUCGAUUAUUACUCAUUUUUUUCUUUCUCUUCUUUUAGUUUUACUGGUUUUUCCUUUCCUUCUUUUUCCUUUUCCUUCUUUUUCCUUUUCCUUCUUUUUUUCCUUUUUUUUCUUUUCCUUCUUAUUCCUUUCCUCCUUUUUUCCUUUCCUUCUUUUUUCUUUUCCUUCUUUUUCCUUUUCCUUCUUUUUUUCCUUUCUUUUUUCUUUUCCUUCUUUUCCCUUUCUUUCAUUUUUCCUUUCCUACUUUUUUCCUUUCCUUCUUUUUCCUUUUCCUUCUUUUUUUCCUUUCUUUUUUCUUUUCCUUCUUUUCCCUUUCUUUCAUUUUUCCUUUCCUUCUUUUUCCUUUUCCUUCUUUUUCCUUUUCCUUCUUUUUUCCUUUCUUUUUUCUUUUCCUUCUUUUCCCUUUCUUUCAUUUUUCCUUUCCUUCUUUUUUCUUUUCCUUCUUUUUCCUUUUCCUUCUUUUUUCCUUUCUUUUUUCUUUUCCUUCUUUUCCCUUUCUUUCAUUUUUCCUUUCCUUCUUUUUUCUUUUCCUUCUUUUUCCUUUUCCUUCUUUUUCCUUUUCCUUCUUUUUUCCUUUCUUUUUUCUUUUCCUUCUUUUCCCUUUCUUUCAUUUUUCCUUUCCUACUUUUUUCCUUUCCUACUUUUUCCUUUUUACUUUCCUUGUUUUUUCUUUUCUUUUUUCUUCUUUUCCCCUUUUUGUUUCUUUAAUUUUGUUUUUCUUUCUCUUCUCUUUGUUUUCUUUAUAUUCUUUAUCAAUGUUUUUUUCUGUCGCUUUUAUCUUCUUUUUACUUUUAUGUGUUUUCCCUUUUUAUUUCCUUUUUACUUUUGUUUUUUCAUUAUUUUCCUUGAAUUUUCUCAUAUUUCUUCUAUUUUUUUUCCUCCUUUCUUUCUAUCUGAGUGGCAUUUUAUUUUAUUUAAUAAAAGUCAACGUGAACCUAGUGAAGAACUUGCUCACUAUACGUAUCUUAUCGGUGACAAACUUGUUAACCAUCACUCUGUAUCCAUUAUUUUAUUUUCACCAUUAUUUAUUUCUUCUCUCUCUCUCUCUCUCUCUCUCUCUCUCUCUCUCUCUCUCUCUCUUAUAAAAACCACCAUCUUUUCUUUCCUUUUUUUUUCUUUCUUUCUUUCUUCAGACGACACCAUUUUACCCAUCUUCAACUCUCUAUUUUUCUCUCUUAUUUCUCCUUCCUCAAUCUAUCUCACCUUCUCUCUCUCUCUCUUACUUAGUGCUUGUUUCUCUUUCACUAUCUCGCAUCUACUGUUUCACUUUCUGUCUAUUCCCAUAAUUUUCUGUUCUCUAUCUUGCUCGCUGUACUUGUCUAAUUCUCUCUCUCGUUCUAUCGCUUUUUGUUCUCUCUCCCUCUCUCCCUUUUUGUUUUUAUAA